Heteronotia binoei (common prickly gecko) is the source of this 1547-nucleotide messenger RNA. RefSeq names its product ring finger protein 1 (gene RING1). Lineage: Eukaryota; Metazoa; Chordata; Lepidosauria; Squamata; Gekkonidae. The coding region runs from base 148 to 1170 and encodes 340 amino acids. The record is from RefSeq and is a predicted model, not a curated record. Gene Ontology annotation, cellular component: ubiquitin ligase complex; PcG protein complex. Gene Ontology annotation, biological process: negative regulation of DNA-templated transcription. Gene Ontology annotation, molecular function: ubiquitin protein ligase activity; chromatin binding. The transcript is spliced from 7 exons.
GAAGUGACGCGCGGCGGAGGUUCCCACCCUCUCCCGCCUCUCCAGGAGGGAGGAAGACGAAGAAGAAGAAGGAGGAGGAGAAGAAGAAGAAGAAAGACGGAGCCCGCCGGCGCUUCGGGGGCCCGCAGAGGCGCUCUCCCUCCCGCCAUGGCGACUCCAGUCAAUGCUCAGAACGCCAGCAAGACGUGGGAACUCAGCCUCUACGAGCUACACCGGACCCCCCAGGAGGCCAUCAUGGACGGGACGGAGAUCGCUGUCUCGCCCCGCAGCCUGCACAGCGAGCUGAUGUGCCCCAUCUGCCUGGACAUGCUGAAGCACACCAUGACCACCAAGGAGUGCCUCCACCGCUUCUGCUCCGACUGCAUCGUCACAGCCCUUCGCAGCGGGAACAAGGAGUGCCCCACCUGCCGGAAGAAGCUGGUCUCCAAGCGGUCGCUGCGGCCCGACCCCAACUUCGACGCCCUCAUCUCCAAGAUCUACCCCAGCCGGGACGAGUACGAGGCCCACCAGGACAGGGUGCUGGCCAAGCUGAACCGGCUGCACAACCAGCAAGCCCUGCGGAGCAGCAUGGAGGAGGGGCUCAAGAUGCAGGCGAUGACCAGGGGACAGCGUGUCCGCAAACACCCACAGGAGUCAGACAACACCACCUUCAGCGGCGGAGAGGACAACUGCGACAGCCGCUCCCACCUCAGCAAUGCCUCGGCCCCAAGCCAGCCGGAGGCCGGACCCAGCCGCAAACGCUCUCGUGCCUCAGAUGAGUCGGGCCCGGAGCCGGAGACCUCGCACGAGGGGGGACGCGGCAGCCCAGAGCCAGGGGCCGAGUCCAGCAGCAGUGAGAUUGAGCUGGUCUUUCGGCCCCACCCGGUCCUAGUGGAGAAGGGAGCCUAUUCCCAGACCAGGUAUGUGAAGACCACAGCUAAUGCCACGGUGGAUCACCUCUCCAAGUACCUGGCUUUGCGCAUAGCCCUCGAGGAGGCUUCUGGCCCCGGCCCGGAAGCCCCUGCCCUUGAAGACGUCAGUGAGAAGCAAUAUACCAUCUAUAUCACCACGGCCGGAGGGGCCUUCACGACGCUGAACGGAUCGGUGACCCUGGAGCUGGUGAACGAGAAGUACUGGAAGCUGAGCCGGCCCCUGGAGCUCUACUACGCCCCCACCAAGGAGCAGAAGUGAGCCCCCUCGGCCCAGAGCACGGGGAGAUGGGGGGGGCCGCCCUCUUGCCCUGGGGGGGCUCUUCGAGGCAGCGGGAGGACUUUCCAGACAGAGACGUUUUCGGAGGAGGGGGAAUGCCAAGCUGCAAAAGACUGAGGCGCUGCCCCGGCUGCUCCCCCCCUCCCGCGGCGUUCUUUCCCCUCCCCCCCCCAGCAGAGACUCCUGCCCUCCGGAGUGGGUGAGCCCCCACCAGAGUUUUUGCUUACCCCUUCCUGGCAAUGACUGAUCGCUCCAGGCCACGUGCGUGAGGGGGGGAGGUUUGGGGAGGAGGGGAAAGGCGCUUUUGCAGACUGUUUUGUGGAACUGAGUCGAUCACAGAAGUUUUGGCCUCUUUCUAA